AUGUUGAACGCUUUCAGGGUGCUGGGGGAUUUCUCCCAUCUGGCCUCCAUCUUCAUAUUACUGCACAAGAUGACGGAAUUAAACGGCGCUGCAGGCAUCUCCUUCAAAUCACAAGCCCUCUACCUCAUCGUCUACGUCACACGGUACCUCGAUCUCUUCAGCACACACUCGCUCUACAACAUCAUCUUCAAGAUCUUGUUCAUCGGAAGCCAAGGCUACAUCGUCUAUCUCAUGACCACCAAAUACAGGGCGACAACAGACCCCAACCUCGACACCUUCCGCGUGCAGUACCUGCUCGGUGGCGCCGCCGUUCUCGCCCUUCUGCUCCCUUACCGAUACACAUUGAGCGAGAUCCUGUGGGCCUUCUCCAUCUGGCUCGAAUCCGUCGCCAUCCUGCCCCAGCUCUUCAUGCUGCAGCGCACCGGCUCCGCCGAGACCAUCACUACCCACUACCUCUUCGCCCUCGGUGCCUACCGCGCCCUGUACAUCCCCAACUGGCUCUGGAGGUACUUCACCGAGGUCGACCACAAGGUCGACUGGAUCGCCGUUGUGGCCGGCCUCGUCCAGACCGUCCUCUACUCCGACUUCUUCUGGAUCUACUACAACAAGGUAGUCAAGGGCAUGAAGUUCAAGCUGCCCGUCUAG
Truncatella angustata is the source of this 645-nucleotide messenger RNA. RefSeq names its product ER lumen protein retaining receptor-domain-containing protein. Gene Ontology annotation, biological process: protein retention in ER lumen; endoplasmic reticulum to Golgi vesicle-mediated transport. Gene Ontology annotation, molecular function: ER lumen protein retrieval receptor activity. The coding region runs from base 1 to 645 and encodes 214 amino acids. Gene Ontology annotation, cellular component: cis-Golgi network; endoplasmic reticulum; membrane. NCBI's taxonomy places the organism in Eukaryota, Fungi, Ascomycota, Sordariomycetes, Amphisphaeriales, Sporocadaceae. The transcript is spliced from 2 exons. The record is from RefSeq and is a predicted model, not a curated record.